AUGAUUCAGGAUGAAGUGAGUUAUUCUUUGCCCCUUAUGGUGGCAUGUAAUUGUAAGGAUGAAGUACAACUAGUUGUCGGUACAAAUUCAUUAGGAACAUGUAAAAAUAGAAUUAGAUCGAUCUUAAGAAGUGGAGCUCAUGCGGUGGUAGUUUCACCGACUCAAGAAGGUGAUGUCAAACAGCUAUUAUCCACAUUUGGUCAAUAUUCGAGAUUUCAGCUAAUAGAUAGACCAUGGCAGUUGUCGGAUUUAACCAGUUUGGGGAGACCCCUGGUGGCCAGAGUAGUAGACAGAGUAUUUGUCCAACUACCUUUGGAUCAAUGCCUAGUAGGAAAGGAGAUUUAUGAGCAGUGUAUCAAACUUAGAAUACCCAUUAACGUUUUCCAAAGGCCCGAAUGGUCAACGUUCCAUGUGGGAUCUACUUAUGUGGAUCCACAAUCUAGUGGGCUGCAGAUUUCAGUCAGUACAAACGGACAGGGUUGCAUCUUGGCUAAUAGGAUCAAAAGAGAAAUAAUUGCAUCUUUGCCUAGUAACAUUUCUCAAAUAGUGUCUAAUGUGGGACGAUUGAGAGAUCAAAUAAUUAAUGAGGAUCAACAAAAAUUGAUUAAAGAUCAUUACAACUCUACGAAGGAUCUGGCACUGGCGGAAAAUGUGUGGUAUGGGCUAAACAGUGAAUACGAAUCUCAAAACUUGAACCAUUUGGUUAAAGAGUUUGAUAUGACAGAGAGGGAUCAAAAACUAAAGAGAACAAGAUGGUUAUCGCAGCUAAUAGAAUACUACCCCAUGUCUAAAUUGGCAGAUGUAUCGUUGAAUGAUUUAGAUGGGCCUUCUGAAGAACAGCAAGGGCAGAAGCAGCAAUCUGGGACCCAAGGUAAACCCAGUAACUCGGAAUCUAUUGAAAACGAUGAUAGUACCCAAAAUUCUGUUGCCCUAGAAGAAAGAAAAUCGCGGUCCUCUUCUCGUGGUAGAAUUUCGCUCGUCGGUAGUGGUCCAGGGUCAGUCUCCAUGUUGACUUUAGGUGCACUGCAAGAGAUUAAAACCGCUGAUAUAAUACUGGCAGAUAAAUUGGUACCCCAGUCAGUAUUAGAUUUGAUACCAGAGGACACAGAAACGUUUAUCGCUAGAAAGUUCCCAGGAAACGCAGAGCGUGCUCAACAGGAACUUCUAGAGAAAGGUUUAACUUCGUUAAGGGAAGGUCGUAAGGUGGUGAGACUCAAACAGGGUGAUCCUUACAUAUUUGGUCGUGGUGGUGAGGAGUACAUCUUCUUCACAGAACAAGGUUAUGAACCAUCGGUUUUCCCAGGCCUAAGCUCGGCAUUGGCUUCCACUGUAGUAGCAAGAGUACCAGCUACUCAAAGAGACGUGGCAGAUCAAGUUUUGGUAUGCACAGGUACAGGCCGUAAGGGCGCAUUACCAGAGGCUCCAGAAUACGUCAAAUCGAGAACCACAGUUUUCCUAAUGGCUCUACAUAGAGUUGAUGUUUUAGUACAGGAACUUUUGGCUCACAGUUGGGAUACUGAAGUACCAGCAGCUAUUGUGGAAAGAGCUUCUUGUCAUGACCAGAGAGUUACCAGAACUUUGCUGAAAUAUGUGCCAGAGGUCGUUGAAGAGAUUGGUUCGAGACCACCAGGUCUAUUAAUUGUGGGUCAUUCAGUGGCAGCACUAAUACAGUCUUCAUUGAAGACAUUUGACGAUUCUAACAAGUAUUCUAUUGAGGAAGGUUUCCAAGAGACUGACAUUGGUCUAGGGGCUCUCCUCAAGUAA
This is a messenger RNA of Zygosaccharomyces rouxii, 1764 nucleotides long. RefSeq names its product uroporphyrinogen-III C-methyltransferase (gene MET1). NCBI's taxonomy places the organism in Eukaryota, Fungi, Ascomycota, Saccharomycetes, Saccharomycetales, Saccharomycetaceae. The coding region runs from base 1 to 1764 and encodes 587 amino acids. The record is from RefSeq and is a predicted model, not a curated record. Gene Ontology annotation, biological process: siroheme biosynthetic process; sulfate assimilation. The transcript has a single exon. Gene Ontology annotation, molecular function: uroporphyrin-III C-methyltransferase activity.